Messenger RNA from Setaria italica (foxtail millet), 2256 nucleotides. Its product is annotated as protein ASPARTIC PROTEASE IN GUARD CELL 1. The transcript has a single exon. Gene Ontology annotation, molecular function: aspartic-type endopeptidase activity. Gene Ontology annotation, biological process: proteolysis. The record is from RefSeq and is a predicted model, not a curated record. NCBI's taxonomy places the organism in Eukaryota, Viridiplantae, Streptophyta, Magnoliopsida, Poales, Poaceae. The coding region runs from base 223 to 1776 and encodes 517 amino acids.
CGCCGCCGCGGGGCGAAGCGGAUUAAUCCAGCACCGAAAUGACGUGAUCCCCCCGUUCCAUUCCGUCCACCCUCAUCACUGCACCUGCCGCUGCCGGCCUUGAAAAAUCCCACCACCUUCCUCUCCCUCCCUGCAUCACUCAUUCCUCCCCCCGACACUCCCCAGUCCCCACUCCACAGUCUACUCCAACGCGCCACCGACCGGUACGGUUGCGCCGGCACAAUGCAGCCGCCUACCACCCUCCUCCCGCUCGUCGCCGCCUCCCUCCUCCUCCUCCUCCUCCUCGCCGCCACCCCGACGCCCGCCGCCUCCCGCCACCACCGCCCCGCGGUCACGGAGACGCUCGAUGUCUCCGCCUCCCUCUCCCGCGCCCGCGCCGCGCUCUCCACCGACGCCGCCGCCGCCGCCUCGCUGCACCAGUCCGCCGCCGCCGCCAAGCCGAAGCCGAAGCGCUCCCCGCGGUCGCAGAAGGGCGCCGGCGCCUCCUCGUCCUCCCUGACGCUGCGGCUCCACUCCCGGGACUUCCUCCCGGGUGAGCAGGGCCGUCACGAGAGCUACCGCUCCCUGGUGCUCUCCCGCCUCCGCCGCGACUCGUCCCGCGCCGCGGCGGUGUCGGCCCGCGCGGCGCUGGCGGCGGACGGCGUGACCCGGCUCGACCUGCGCCCCGCCAACGCGUCGGCGGUGUUCGCGGCCUCCGCGGCGGCGAUCCAGGGCCCCGUGGUGUCCGGCGUGGGGCAGGGCAGCGGCGAGUACUUCUCCCGCGUCGGUAUCGGGAGCCCCGCGCGGCAGCUCUACAUGGUGCUCGACACCGGCAGCGACGUCACCUGGGUGCAGUGCCAGCCCUGCGCCGACUGCUACCAGCAGUCGGACCCCGUCUUCGACCCUUCCCUCUCCGCCUCCUACGCCGCCGUCUCCUGCGACUCUCCGCGCUGCCGGGACCUCGACACCGCCGCCUGCCGCAACGCCACGGGCGCGUGCCUCUACGAGGUGGCCUACGGCGACGGCUCCUACACCGUCGGCGACUUCGCCACCGAGACGCUGACGCUUGGCGACUCCCAGCCCGUCAGCAACGUCGCCAUCGGGUGCGGCCACGACAACGAGGGCCUCUUCGUCGGCGCCGCGGGCCUGCUCGCCCUCGGCGGCGGGCCACUCUCGUUCCCCUCCCAGAUCUCCGCCACCACCUUCUCCUACUGCCUCGUGGACCGCGACUCCCCCGCCGCGUCCACGCUCCAGUUCGGUGACGGCGCCGCCGAGGCCGACACCGUCACGGCCCCGCUCCUCCGCAGCCCGCGCACGAGCACCUUCUACUACGUCGCCAUGACGGGGAUCUCCGUGGGCGGGCAGGCGCUCUCCAUCCCGACCUCCGCCUUCGCCAUGGACGCCACCUCGGGGUCCGGCGGCGUCAUCGUCGACUCCGGCACCGCCGUCACCCGGCUCCAGUCCGCGGCCUACGCGGCGCUCCGCGACGCCUUCGUCCGGGGCACGCCGUCGCUGCCCAGGUCCUCCGGGGUGUCGCUGUUCGACACGUGCUACGACCUGUCGGGCCGGACGAGCGUGGAGGUGCCCGCGGUGUCGCUGCGGUUCGAGGGCGGCGGGUCGCUGCGGCUGCCGGCGAAGAACUACCUGAUCCCAGUGGACGGCGCGGGCACCUACUGCCUGGCGUUCGCGCCGACGAACGCCGCCGUGUCCAUCAUCGGGAACGUGCAGCAGCAGGGCACCCGCGUCAGCUUCGACACCGCCAAGGGCGCCGUCGGCUUCACCCCCAACAAGUGCUAGCCUGGCACUGAUGGCAGGGCGGGCUUAAUUAUCCGGCUAAUCGCCGGCGUUGUUGUUAAUGACUAGUGGAAGAGUUGUUAAUUAGCAGGGAGGCGAGUAAUUAGAGGAGGUAAUUAAGGUUAAGCGGGUCGGUUGUGGGGUCGGGAGGAGCAGGACCCACCUGGGGUCUACCCUGGCCCUGCAGCAGCUGCCGGUCUGGGGAGACGCGAAAGGCGAAGGCGAGGACAGCUGAUGCCGCGCCAGCCUGUGCGGUGGGGUCCUGUGUUUUUUUCUCGGUCUUUGAGUAUGGAUGGGGUACGUGCUCGCGUGUCGUCGGGGCUGGGGUUGGGGUGGGUGUGCAUGGAUGUGCGUGCGUGGAGCCGUGGCAUGACCAACUACCUCAUGCCAUGGGGUGCUCCUGUGUCUAUUUAAAUUUCAUUUCAUGUCCAGAAAAAUGGAAGUUUCCAUCCCUCGGAAACACACUUACAAGUGACUUUAAUC